This is a messenger RNA of Rasamsonia emersonii CBS 393.64, 1548 nucleotides long. RefSeq lists its product as uncharacterized. Lineage: Eukaryota; Fungi; Ascomycota; Eurotiomycetes; Eurotiales; Trichocomaceae. The transcript has 3 exons. Bases 1 to 1548 code for a protein of 515 amino acids. The record is from RefSeq and is a predicted model, not a curated record.
AUGUCUCCCACCUCAGCUGCUCCCAUCGUUACAGCACAAUGCAUGGACUAUGACGACCUUGCAUGGGACCGAGGUGACAGGCUAUUCGAACCUUGGAAAGACAAACUCUUCGAACGUGAUGUCCUCCGGGCAAUUGGAGGCUUUAUCGAGAAGCACCGGGGAGGGGUCCCAGACGAGCUAUUUGCUCCCAAACGCGGAGCUUUUAAUACUUGGCUUCGAAUGAGAUUCAAAGACGGAGGCUCGGCCGUAAUCCGAUUUCCAUGUCCUGGGGCAUCCGUGUUUCCGGAAGAGAAGGUGAAAAGGGAAGUUGCCGUGAUGCGCUUUCUUGAAUUGUUUACCAACAUUCCUGUGCCUCACAUUCUUCACUAUGGCAUGACCGAGCAGAGCCCGAGGGAUCUAGGACCCUUCAUCGUCAUGGAGUAUAUCAACCAUGAGCAUGACUUCAUCGAUGCUCUCAACGUCCCCGGUCGUUCACGUCAGGAUAGGCCAUUUUUGGACCCAAAUGUUUCAGCAGACAGGCUGGAGCUAGUCUAUAGCCAGAUGGCAGAUAUCAUACUACAAUUAUCCAAGCAUUCAUUCUCCGAGAUCGGUUGUAUUGCCAAGGCAAACGAAGAUGACGAAUUUGAUGACACCUGGAUAGUCAAGCACCGUCCACUUACCUUCAACAUGAAUGAACUUGUUCAACUAGGCGAUGUCCACCCUGAACUCCUUCCUCAGCAGACAUUCAAGACCGCCUCAUCUUACUAUCAGGCCCUUGCUGAGAUGCAUAUGACUCACUUGUCUUCCCAGCGCAAUGACGCUAUUGAGUCCGCCGAAGAUUGCCGCCAGAAGUACAUUGCCAGAUGUCUAUUCCGUAAAAUUACUCGGGAGCAUCAGCUCUGUGCCGAUGACACUGGUCCUUUUAAGCUCUUCUGCGAUGACUUCCGGCCAGGGAAUGUGCUUUGCAACGAGAAAUUCCAAAUGACAGGGGUAGUGGACUGGGAGUUUACCUACGCAGCUCCAACCGGAUUCGCAUAUAGCCCCCCAUUCUGGCUGUUGCUCGAACUUCCCGAGUUUUGGGAGAAGGGUCUUGAUGACUGGAUCGAAAACUAUGAGAAAGUUCUCCCGAUCUUUUUCAAGGUGCUUAAGGAGAGAGAGGAGAAAGCCAUUGCCCAAGGGACUCUCAAGGACACAGAUCGCCUAUUUGGGCGUAUGCUAGAAAGUUGGCAAAGCGGUGAUUUUUGGCUCAACUACGCUGCUAGGAAAAGUUGGGCUUUCGAUAUGAUCUAUUGGGCGAAGAUUGAUCGCAGGUUCUUUGGCGAUGGAGAUCUCGAAGAUCGUCUCCAGCUUUUGACACCAGAAGAAAGGGAACAGAUGGAUGGCUUCAUUCAGAGGAAGUUGAAAGAAAAGGAAGAGCGGAUCCUGACUGACUUGCUAAGUUUCAUUAUGCUUCUGAAUUUCUUCCCACUCAGCAGCUGUGGUAUCAUAGUUGCCGCCGGUGCCAGCAAUCGGAUAAAUGCGCUCUUCGAUGUCCACAUCGAACUUGUCACUUCUUGUCUGGUUUCCUAA